Messenger RNA from Xenopus tropicalis (tropical clawed frog), 2128 nucleotides. RefSeq names its product perilipin 1 (gene plin1). Gene Ontology annotation, biological process: lipid metabolic process. The transcript has 9 exons. Gene Ontology annotation, cellular component: lipid droplet. The coding region runs from base 1 to 1344 and encodes 447 amino acids. The record is from RefSeq and is a predicted model, not a curated record. Lineage: Eukaryota; Metazoa; Chordata; Amphibia; Anura; Pipidae.
AUGAAGAAGCUAAUAAAAGCUGAUAGGCAGCACUUCAGCAAGACUUUUACUUUACGUGGUAGAAUUGUAUGCAUGAUCAUGGACAUAACAUCACCUAAAUCUCCAAACGGAAGUGGCAAGGAUAAUGUCAUUGAGCGCUUCCUUCAUCUGGGGGUUGUGAGCUGCACAAUUGACAGCCUACAGAAUAAGUAUGUGAAUAUGAAGCAGGCACACCCACUGGUGGGAUCUGUUUGUGGCUUUUAUGAAAAGGGAGUCCAGACUGCUGGAACAUUAGCAGUAAGGAGCAUUCAGCCAGUGGUGAAGACGUUUGAGCACCAAAUCAGUGCUGCUAAUGAAAUUGCCUGUAAGGGCAUGGAUCACCUGGAGAGCAAGGUUCCUGCACUGCACUUCCCUCCAGACAAGAUUGCUUUUGAAUUGAAAGAAUCUAUCUCUGCAACAAUCCAACAUGCCAGAAGUGGCUUUGGCAGCCCUAUCACAAACACUUCAGACAAAGUCCUUGGCGUGGCGUCAGCUGGCUUUGGCAUCACUGUGAAUGCAAUGAAUGGCGCCAAAGAUUAUGCGUUUAGCAAAAGACUCAGUCAAAUGGCAACAGACACAGUAUAUGUGGUACUAUAUAAUAUGGAAAAGAUUGUUGAUUAUAUGUUGCCCCAGCAAGAGGAAUGUGAGAAACCUGACGGUAUGACUGUCCAGUCUUACGAAUCACUGUCCCUGCCUCCGAGUGGUUUGUUACCUAGGAUUGGAGCACUGGCAAGCAGAGUAUUUCAGCACACCACUCAGUGGACUUAUAAGACCAUUGAAGAUGCCAGAAACAAAGGACAAAACUGGCUGCCUGGUAGCGUGGCUUUGUCCAAGGAACCGCAAAGCCUUCUUGUAUCAGUGACACGGAAUCUUCAAAGUGUUUAUCUUUCUGCUGUAAGCAGUGUUAAGAAAACUCCUUCUGCAGUGUGGGAGACUGCAAGAGGUCUGCUCCUCAACGUACCAUGGCAGGGGCUCUCAUUUGCCAAGGACACACUUGCCACAAUAGGAGGAACACUGUUACAGUUCAAGGAUAAAGUGCUUCCCAAUCAAAAGGUAAAAGAGAAGACAAGGAAAAAGAAAACAACAGAAAAAAAGGAACAAGAAGCCCCCCGUGAUAGUGUAAGGCAGGAAAAGUCAGUGUCCUUCACAGCCGAUAAAACUCUUAAGCAGAGGGAAAAACACAUUAGUCUGGAGAGUAAGGAUCCAGCUGUCGCAGCAGCUCAGCAAUUAUUGGAUGCAGCCCUUUGUAAGCAAGGAACCAAUGUGAAAGCUUCCCCAAGUCCAGCAAAUGACAACUUCUACACCACAGCUUCCAAAACUGACUGACUGUGGGUACAUGGCCUUUAUUUGAAAACAAGGGGAUUCUGGGAAAUAAGCAAGUAUCCUAUUCUGUCAAAACCCAGGCAUUUUGUACAACAGUUUAGGAAUCUUUUACAGCAUAAUGUGUCUAUAAUGUGUUGUAUAGCACUUCAUAUUCUAGGCUACUCAUGGAACAUUUCUGUUCUUUGUGAGCUGUGGAAACUUCCACAUAAAUGUAACUCAGAAGAUAGCUCUGAUAAACUGGUAGAUUAAAUCUAUGUUAAAAUGUAAAAAUACAAGUGUGGGAUAUGUUAUCCAGAAACCCAUUAUCCAAAAAGUUCCAAAAUAUGGGAAGCCAUCUCCAACAAAGCCUAUUUUAAGCAAAUAACUCCAAUUUGAAAAUAUAAUAAUAAAACAGUAGCUUGUGCUUGAUCUCAACUAAGAUAUAAUUAAUCCUUAUUGGAGACAAAAAUAGUUAAAUUGGGUUUAUUUAAUGUUAAAAUGGUUUUUAGUAGACUUAUAAUAUGGUGAUCCAAACUACAGAAAAACCCCUUAUCUGGUAAGGUGCAGACUUCUUUAUCAUGAUAUGGAUGUCCCCACCAAUCUCUGUAUUCUGUUCAACAGCUUUCCUAGGAAUUCUGGAUGAAUUUACUACUUCUAGUUACGCUAGAAAUAGAUUCCGUUCAGUGCGGUACUAUGCUAAGAAAAAACUCUCAAGUCUUCUUUUGUAUAUCUGCCUUAAGUUUCGUUGACCUGAAUUUUAUUUUGUUAUUAAAACAAAAAGGAAAUAAAAAUGUACCAUUAACAACAA